GUUACCAUCUGAGCAAAAUUCUGGUUGCUGACAUCAUGGCUUACAUCAUGGAGACACCUCACCUAACAUGCCACUACGAAUUUCAUCAUUUCCAUCUACUUUUGCCCUUCAGAAACUCCUAUAAAUAGACUCUUAAUCUGCUCUCAUUCAUCACACAACAACAAGAAACACAAAAACAAAGAGUAGAAGAAGAUUUGGAGGCUUGGAGCAUGAAGAACAAGUCUUGAAGAUCUAGAGAAGCUUUCUCUUUCUCUUCUCUCUAUCUUUAUGUUUUUAUGUUUUCUAUCAUUUGAUGAUGUCUCUUGAUCAUUUCAUGGCUCUAGAGUAGUUCUCUUGUUACGGGAUAGGUUGAAUUUGGUUUGAUGAAUAAGCUUGUGCUUGAUUGAUGAUAUUGUGUUCAUAUGCUCAUGGUGUUGAAAUCUUGAGUCUUAAUGCUUGUUCUUGAAUUAAUUCUUGAUCAUGAUUCUAUAAACAUGUUUUGAAUUGAGAAAUCCAAACAUGUUAUGAACAAGAUUAUCAUCUAGAAGUCAUGAUUCAUUGAGAAAUGAUCUUGAAUUCUCUAGGAACAUUGAUUAAACAUGAACUUGUAAUGCUCUUAGAACUUAUGUUUCAUCAUUGAGAAAUGAGAAAAUUUUAAGUAUAUAAGUAAGAAAUUUGAUCUUGGAUUAGAGUUUAAAGUUCCACCAUGAAUGCAUAUAAAUCACAUAAUCAUAUUCUUAGUGCUUGUUCAUCGAAUUAAGUUCAUACCGAUUCCCAUAACGUCUUUUGAUAUUGAAUCCAACUUUGUUUUUCUCAUCCUCUUUGAUAAUCAAAAGUUUGAAUCUUGAUUUAGUUCACUAGAUUUUUAGAAAUAUUAUUAGAAAUAAAAAUUUCAUUCCCUUGGGACGAACCUUAAGUACCAUCGAUAUAACCGUGCACUUGCGGUUGUGUGUGCUUAAGUGACUUAUAAAUAUUAAAGCUUGAUCAAACUACGCACACUACUUAGCACGCAUCAGGCAUCAUGAGAGACGGUGUAAGAACCUUUGUCUCUGGCGACAUGGGCAUCUCUGAGAGCGGAGCUGAUGAGUUGUUCGAUUCUAACAACCUCCUUGGCGGUCUUCUGAUUUCACUCUCACGUUGUCGAGCCAAUUCACAGAGAUCUGCCAUCAUCAAAGUAUGGAGAGAAAGCAUAGCAGAUGAGAGACACAACCAGAGGCGAUCAGAGGUUGAAGAAAUAGUGAGAAAAGCAACGAAUUUAUAGAGAGGGAACAACCGAAUUUGACAAAACCCAAGAACAUAAUACAAAAUCAGACGAGAUUAGGGUUGAAGGAGCGAAGUCGAACUUUGAAUUUAGGGUUUGUGAAAGGAGAAAUAAUUAAAGGGGUGAAAGGGCGAAAUCGAUUUAUUAUAUUUCAGAACCGGAUUUUUUAACUCAAAAACUGGAAAAAAAAAUUGGACCAAAAUACGUUGACGUGGUAAAAACAUUUAAAAUUGCUUACGUGGACACGAUGAUGUCAGCCUUCCAGUCCUAAGUGGAUUUCCAAUGGCAUGAAUUUUGGGUCAAACUGGUCAACGAGUUAUCAAUUACAACAACAAUUUGCAAGUUCAAGAUUUUAUUCAGUUACAUAUUUCAAGUUCAGGGUUUAAAUGACACAUUUUCAAGUUAGAGAUUUAUUUAUAUAUUUUUUUGCAAGUUCGAGGUUUUUUUAGGGAUUUUAUCCUAAAACUUAAUAUUUGCACGGAUGGAAUACGGAUACAAAUACCUAAAAAUUUAGAGAUAUAUGAUUCGUAUCCAUCCUAGUGACACUGUUUUCUAUAGUAAUAAAUUAAAAGUAAAAUAUAUUCAUUUAACUAUUGAAGACGGACAUAACUCCUUUACGUUAAUUUGAUCAAAUUUAAAUAUAUUCAUUUAACCAUUACACAUAUAAUUUCUUUAAGUGAACUUGGUCAAAAACAAUUUUAUACUUUCGCUAAAUAUUUAUUAUGAUUCUCUCUCAUUCGUCAAAUCUGUUAACUAUUUACAAAAAAAAAAGAAUACAAUACAUAAUUUAAGAAUUGAUAAUAAUGCAUAAAAAUUAGUUUGACAUACAUAAAAUUGUAUAGAUUCGAAAAAGAUACAUGUUUAUAGUUAUAUAUAUCUCCUCAAUUAUUAGCCUAAUUUUUUUAAUUGCAUUCAUUCCCACGAUUCUAAUAUUUCCGAUAUUCAAUGUAUUUAAAAUCUAUUUUUCUUUGUAUCAUUUUAUUUUCAACGUAUGAACUUUCAUAUUCUCUCGAUUAGGGGUUGUCAUUUGGGUUAUUAACCGAAUAAUCGAACUGAAUCAUAUCGAAUAAUAACAGUUCGGUUCGGUUAUUUAUUUAAUAACCGAACAGUUGAGAAAGUUCAAUAACCGUUCGGGUUUGGUUCGUUUCGGUUAAUAACCAGAAUAACUGUAGUUAACCGAACAAUUAUUAAUUUUUUUAAUAUUUUAACUUUAAUCUUAAUUAUUUUUAGUGUUAUUCUUUUACAUUUCACUUACUUUUACGUGUUUCACAAAAUUAACUAUAGAGUUUAAUGUUGGGCCUUUUUUAUCCACAUUUCUUGUUGGGCCUUUUGAUAGUUUUAUAUGGGCUUUUCCAAUAUUUUUGGAAUUUCAAACUUCAACAUCUAUUUUCGCCUUUUUAGUUAUAUGAUUGUUUUCUAAUUAUUGUAUUUUUUUUUAAUAUUUGUAACAGGUUCCCUUUUUUCUCCAUUUUUAUCUAACAAAACGUGAAAAAAAAAAACGGAAACUGAUAAUAAAGUUAACUCAAUCUCAUUGAAAAAAACACAAACAUGAAAAAGGAAAAUAAUAUAAGAAAAAGGAAACAAAUAAUAACAGAUUACAUAUUAUAAGAAAGGAUAAUAUCAAGAUUCGCUGAAUAUAAAACCAUGUUGUUGUAUUCAUAUAGACCACAGUAAUAUAUUUUGAUAAAAUAUCAAAGAUCUAUGUAUAUCUCUAAUAGAUAAUUUGUUAAAGUUGAGAUCAAUCUGAUAAGAAACGUUACAGUUCAAUCUGAUUGAACAAACCCAAUAAUGAUUAAGGAAAAUAAUAUAAGGAAAAGGAAAGAUAUAAUCUGGAUUAGGGUUUUCGAUGGCUAUAUAUAAGAUUUAAGAAGCGACCCACAAACCCGUUUCAACAUUUUCUCGCAUUCCAAACCCUAGUUACAGAGAGCCCGCAAGAACAAGCGAUGGAACCGAUGCUCUGCCUGGUCGGAAAGUUCUUCACCGCCUCAUCUCCGCCGUCGAUCGAGAAGACCGAGACAUCACUCCGUCAACGUUGGGAUCCCUCCGGCGACAUGACCGUUUCUCCCAUCGAGGACGAUAUCAUAUUGUUCAACUUCGAGUUAGAAGUCGACAUGAAGAGUGUUCUCCGACAUACAUGGCACGUCGAUGGCGUUAUCUUGGUCCUCAAGCAAUGGCCUUCUCACCUCUCUUUAUCCGACAUCGAUUUCUCUGUCUCCUGGUUCUCAGUCAAGGUCGAGGGCUUGCCAUUGUGCCGUUACACCGACGAAGAAUCCCGGAGAAUCGGCGAGAUUCUCAGCGAUAAACCGCUCGGAAAAGUCUACUUGAAUUCCUCGAAGCGGGAUUUCUACGUUCGGGCAGAGAUCGAUCUGAAGAAGCCACUCAAUCCCGGUUUCUUCCUCGACGACGAUUCAUUUGUUCAGUUCAAGUACAAGAACCUUGGAAGCUUCUGCAAAAGCUGCGGCAUGAUAGAUCAUGGAUCAUGCGGAGAAAUCCCAAAGGAAAGGCCUUUAACUCGCGAGGUUAAGACACGAGUGUACGGUCCGUGGAUGAACGUCGCGUUUUCCCGCGUAGAUUUUGCCGUCGAGUUUCCGGAGAAGAUAAGCGAGAGAGAAGACGAUGAGGAAACUGUUCCGUACGAGCAGUUCUUCAUCAAGCUCAAAGUCGAAGUCGUUUACGCGAACGAACACAAGUGGGGAGACAAGAAACUGGACCGUUCUCUUCCAGUCACUGAUCAGGAAUACCGUUUCAGAUUCCCGUGUUCUUUUCUCGCGACAGCUUUGGAAUCCGACGAUCAGUCGCAAGCCCUGAUGACUUUGGCACGUGAGAUCGACGAGAACGUGCCUUUGAUCGGGCUGAAAUUCAAUGACAAGAUCGAGAUCGUCAAGAGAUUCGUGGAGUAUUCCAAGGAGAACAAGAAGUCUUGGUCGGACCGAAGAUGGGUCCCUCUCAGAAUCUGCGCCAAUAAAACAAUCUGGCUCACGAGCGUGGAUUUCCAGACGAAGCUUCAAGAGCGCGAGGACGAAGAAUUUCACCGGACGAUCGAAGCCAAGAUUGCAGAGAUGAUAAGAAGACGAGUCGAGAACAACGAGAAUGUACUGUCGGUGCCGUUAUGGAAGACAUCCAUCCAAGAUUUGAUGUCUGAAAUCGGCGUCAAGGAGACGGAGAUUCCGUUCGAUUUGGACAAAAGAGCGAAAGGGGCAAGAAGCGAAGCGAUCAGACACGGGGUUAGAUUCUUCAGCGGUCCGAUUCCGGCGGAAGAAACGUCGGUGUGCAGACUGGAGAGAGUGAAGAUCCUUGGAGAAGACAUGGAUGAACUGGAGCCAUGCACGAUCUGCCAAGAGGGGAUGUUUCUUGGGGAGGAAGCAACGAGAAUGCCUUGCUCUCAUCUCUUCCACAGAUCCUGCAUCGAAGAAUGGCUUCAGAGAGGGAACCAAUGCCCUAACUGCCGUUUUCAGUUGCCCUCUCGUGCAGAACGCAUCCCUCAUCGCGAUGCCAUCUCUAAGAAAUACCAAAGCCUUAAACGUCGUAAUCUCUGAUUCCAAUUUUGAUGUGUUUUAUUUUUUGGUUUAAAUCUCUCUCAUAUUUGUGAGAUAUUUUAUGAUAAAUUUGUUCAUGCAUUAGUAAGUCCAUCAUGUUAUAUAUAU
Messenger RNA from Tarenaya hassleriana, 4884 nucleotides. RefSeq lists its product as uncharacterized. Gene Ontology annotation, cellular component: cytoplasm. Gene Ontology annotation, biological process: protein ubiquitination. Lineage: Eukaryota; Viridiplantae; Streptophyta; Magnoliopsida; Brassicales; Cleomaceae. Bases 3184 to 4776 code for a protein of 530 amino acids. Gene Ontology annotation, molecular function: ubiquitin protein ligase activity. The record is from RefSeq and is a predicted model, not a curated record. The transcript has a single exon.